This is a messenger RNA of Neltuma alba, 1713 nucleotides long. RefSeq names its product cyclin-dependent kinase F-4. Gene Ontology annotation, molecular function: protein kinase activity; ATP binding. Gene Ontology annotation, biological process: protein phosphorylation. The record is from RefSeq and is a predicted model, not a curated record. The transcript is spliced from 15 exons. The coding region runs from base 104 to 1360 and encodes 418 amino acids. NCBI's taxonomy places the organism in Eukaryota, Viridiplantae, Streptophyta, Magnoliopsida, Fabales, Fabaceae.
UUAUCACAGGUACAGGUUAAUCAAGGAGGUUGGUGAUGGAACGUUUGGGAGUGUCUGGAGAGCUAUUAAUAAGCAAACUGGUGAAGUUGUUGCAAUCAAGAAAAUGAAGAAGAAAUAUUACUCUUGGGAGGAGUGUAUAAAUCUGAGAGAGGUCAAGUCGUUGAGGAAAAUGAACCACCCUAAUAUUGUGAAACUGAAGGAAGUUAUUCGAGAAUGUGACAUUCUAUACUUUGUUUUCGAGUACAUGGAAUACAACCUGUACCAGCUCAUGAAAGACAGGUCAAAGCUGUUUUCUGAAGGCCAAGUUAGAAAUUGGUGUUUUCAAAUUUUUCAAAGUCUUGCUUACAUGCACCAGCAUGGAUAUUUUCACCGCGACCUGAAGCCAGAAAACUUGCUGGUUACCAAGGAUGCUAUUAAAGUUGCUGAUUUUGGUCUAGCACGAGAGAUCAGUUCACAACCACCCUAUACUGAAUAUGUCUCCACACGGUGGUAUCGAGCUCCUGAAGUGCUGCUUCAGUCUUAUCUCUAUGGUCCUGAAGUUGAUAUGUGGGCAAUGGGUGCUAUAAUGGCUGAACUCUUCACUCUCCGCCCGCUUUUUCCUGGUGCCAGUGAAGCAGAUGAGAUCUACAAAAUAUGCAGUGUGAUUGGCAGUCCCACCGUGGAGUCAUGGGCUGGUGGUCUUAAACUUGCAAGGGAUAUCAACUAUCAGUUUCCACAGCUUGCUGGUGUUCAUCUUUCUGUUCUAAUCCCCUCUGCAAGUGCUGAUGCUAUCGACCUUAUGACAGCACUUUGCUCAUGGGAUCCCAGCAAGAGGCCGACAGCUGCUGAGGCCCUUCAGCACCCAUUCUUCCAGAGUUGCUUUUAUAUUCCUCCUUCCCUCCGCACCAAAGCAAUAGCCAGAACUCCUCCAUCCGCUGGGGUGCGGGCAUCGGGGGAUCGCCAUGGGGCUAAGAGAUAUUCAGGUGCUUUGUCUAAUUCGAAGCUAACCAAUAAUUAUCCUCCCACUAAAUUGCAACCUCCUUUUGCUCCAGGUGUACAACGCAAACUGGAUUUGACAAAUGAGGAUGGAAAUAAAACUGAUAAAGCCUUGAAGACUGUCAAACAACCAAAGUAUAGGCCUCCCGGAAAGAACAGCCCAACAUCGAUGAACAAGGGAAGAACAGUACGUGGGGUUGCAGAGACAGCUGAGAAGUUGGCUAAUAUGAGUGUUGGAAUCCGAAAACAAUCUAUGGGAGAAGCUCGACCUCCUCCUCCAAUGAAAGCUGGAGUCCAGUGGGGUUCUGAAUCUAAGAACUUGCUGCCGAGGCCUGCUCAAGUGGUUUCUACUGGAAGAACUUUUCCUAGGAAAGUUGCCGGAUGAGAAAAUACCAGCAAAAUAAAGUUAAUCUUCCUUCCAUUGUUAAAUAUGGUCCUCCAGUAUAUGUUUGCUCUUACCCUUGAACCUUUUGGUUAUCCGCUGGUUUUGCGUUUGAGUGUUUGUAUCUCUUAUGGGGUGGGAACUGUGCUGAUUCGCUAGUUUGCUUGUUAUUUUAUAUAUAUUUGGCGAGUUUUAAUGAAUAAAAGGGCGCUACGCUCUUUGCUUGUGUUCAGUUUCGGUUAAUGCUAAGCGUGCAAUGGAAGUUGUAUCAAAACAUAUGAAAUUUUAGUUGCAGACUUGCUCUGUCAGCUACUCUUGAAUUUUACUUCUUGAAUAAUAUGGUAGCGUUCUGUAUU